Molecule: messenger RNA, 2103 nt
Organism: Recurvomyces mirabilis
Lineage: Eukaryota; Fungi; Ascomycota; Dothideomycetes; Mycosphaerellales; Teratosphaeriaceae
Exons: 4
Coding region: 1-2103 (700 amino acids)
Biological process (GO): phosphatidylcholine biosynthetic process
Source: RefSeq, a predicted model, not a curated record
AUGUCAGGCGCCACUAGUCUCACCGUGAAUUCAAAGCUGCGCAGUCCCUUCUACGCUGGACGUGGAUCAAGCUAUUUGGAUAUCGUACCAGAGGAGGACGAAUACGGGGACGAGGACGAGGACGGCUUUUCCGAGGCUGAGCUGGAGAGCUUCGCGAAGAUGGACGAUAUAAUGGAUCCCCAGCCCAAGAUCUCCAAGUCGCGGUCCAUGCCGGGUGACGUCGACCAGAUGGGCCCGGCCAAGGAGGAAAGUGCGAAGCGAUACUCGAUGGACUCGAAGCGGAGCAGCUAUCUCCAGACCCCCUACAACGAUGGCGAGGCAGUAGACUACCUGUCUGUCAUAUCGACUAAUACAAACGGCUACAACACACCCUCGACACCUGGCCUCACCCGGAGCUCGAGUCAAACGGAGCUCAGCAACUUUGACGCCUUUGGCAACAACGACUUUCCUCCCGUCGAUCGCCUGACCAUGUUCGACAUACUGGAGAACCUCGCGCUACCACAACGACUGGAGAAGAUGCAGAAUGUAGUGCACAACCAGGCCGAGAAGGUGCGAAGGCAACGCGCCAAGCUGGCCUCGAGGGCGUUGUCAAGCAAGAACAAUUUGGUGGAAGAGUGGCGGAAGAGAGUCAAAGUGCGACCCGAAGAACAACUCGACAAGUAUCGAAAGCGCAUGCGAGAGUCGGUGGACAGACUGGGCAGACGAUGGACUGAUGCCAAGACUGUGACUUUGAAGGAGAAGAUAUCUUUUGUGACCGCCGUGCUGAACAUCUUCAUCUCCGCAUACAUGAUUGGUGCAUAUCCGCAGUACUUCCACUACUGGUACUCGUUACAGCUUGCCUACUUCAUGCCCCUGCGAUGGUAUAGCUACCAAAAAAUCGGCUUCCACUACUUCCUAGCCGACCUCUGCUACUUCGUCAACCUGUUACUCAUCCUCGCCAUCUGGUUCUUCCCUCAAUCAAAACGCCUCUUCAUCAGCACAUACUGCUUGGCCUUUGGCAAUAAUGCAGUGGCGAUAGCAUUCUGGCGGAACAGCUUGGUAUUCCACAGUCUAGACAAGACGACAACCCUCUUCAUCCACAUCAUGCCCUGCGCCACCCUCCACGUCCUCGUCCAUCUCAUCCCCGAAUCAAUGCAACUCGAGCACUUCCCCGCAAUCCACACAAUCAAAUACUCCCUCCCCGGCGCCCCGGAACACUACAGCCUCUGGGAUAUGAUGAUCUGGGCCACGCUCCCCUACGCCGUCUGGCAACUAAGCUACCACUUCCUCAUCACCGUCCGCAAACGGAGCAAAAUCGCCGCGGGACGCCCAACCUCCUUCUCCUGGCUCCGCCGAAGCUAUCGCGGGAAUUUCCUCGGCAAAUUCGUCCUGAGCUUUCCGGAGAAUUUCCAGGAAUAUGUCUUCAUGGGCAUCCAGUAUACCUACGCCAUCAUGACCAUGAUGCCCUGUCCGAUCUGGUUCUGGUACCGAUGGGCGUCGGCGGGGUUCAUGAUGAUCGUUUUCACGUGGGCGAGUUGGAAUGGAGCGACAUAUUAUAUUGAUGUUUUUGGGAAGAGGAUGGAGAAGGAGUUGGAGAGUUUGAGGAAGGAGGUCCAGCGCAUGGCGAAGAGUCCGGAGAUGGUGGGGCAGGAGGGCGGGGGGAGUCCGUUCAUGAGUCCGCAAGGGCCGACGGGGAUGGAUGGCGCGAGUGUGGGUGGUGGUGGUGGGGGGGUGGGGAGGAGUAGUGCGUUGGAUCUUGGACCGGCGGCUACGAAUGAGAGUCUUGAUGGUCGACGUCAUCAUACCCGUGUUGGCAGCGACGAUAGUGGUAUUUGGGCGCAGUAUGCUGGGCAGCAUCAUACUCAACACUCACAGCAGCAACAGCAGCAGGGUAUGGACGGUGGUGGAGGAUUGGCUAGUGCGCCCGAGACGCCCGGGUUGGAGCUGAAGAAGGCUCCGCUUGAUAGUGCACUGAAUGGUGGUGGUGGGAAGAAGUUGGGUGGACAUAGGGUUAAUGGGAGUUUGACGGAUGCUAGUAUUACGGAUGCUAGUACGACGGAUGGGGAUGGGGAUGGGGAUGUGAGUUUUGCGGAGAGCGUGACUAGUACUGAGGAAGAAGGGUGA